CUCUGUUCAGCCCAGAGGAGCAGCCACACUGAAAAAAAAAAGUUUAAGUCAACUCUGAAGCAGAGGAGGGCGGGAGAGAGGGGGAGAGAAAACGCCCUGGAAACUUGGUAGAUCAAGAAAUAGGAAAAGAGUGACAGAUUCCUAACAGACUGCAAAGUUGUGACUGGAAGAAGUGCUUUGCUCGUGGACUGGGGAGAAGGGAACACGUUUUCAAGGAUGCUCAAGUUGGUGUAAGGCUUCGUGGGCGCACGGUUUGCGCACAGAAGCCAAGGAUACAAGAAACACAGCAGCAGACUGAGGGCCUUGGCCUUGCUUGAGCAAUCCAAGGAAAACCAAGAUAGAGUUUCGAAGACGCCAGGGCUUAAGUAGAGUAAAGCAAAAACAAGAUGGCUGAAGAGGAGGAAACCAGAGAGGUGCUCUUCCCAGAUUGGGAGGGUCCAGACAAAACUGGCUUGACCAUUGAACAGACAGGAGGAGAGAUCUUUGUUAAGGAGGUGAAAGGAGAGUCACCUGCAGCAAGAUCUGGACAAGUAUAUGAAGGUGACCAGAUUGUGGGUGCCACUGUUUACUUUGAUAACAUGAGCUCAGAAGAAACAGCUGAGCUACUGAAGACAUUGAACCGCCACAAGGUUGGACUGAAACUACAAAACAGAGACAAAUCCCCUCACUGCUCGCCUUUGAGCACACCGUGUCGUUCACCAAUUGGCACCCUGACAUGGGAAGGGAAGACCCGGUUUGGAGGUACCAGUCCAGACAUCAUCCUUGGUGGGGAGGAUGAGGACUAUAAGAGAAUAUACACAAAGAAGAUUAAGCCAAGGCUGAAGUCUGAAGACCUUGCAGAGGGAGUAGAUGUUCGCACAGAGCGGACAAGCAGCACGAGCAGUGAUGGCAGCACAAUUACUACCAUCACCCGCCGCAUCACUACCUACACCGUAGAUAUGCCGGGUGGCAUAAGUGAGCAACCUGAACUUUCAAGCCCAGAGUUCAAGGGGCUAAGGCACGAAUCCGGUGAUGGCUCUUCUCGUAUACGAAUCUCACCUGGCAGCCUUUCAGGUAACGUGGGAGCAGACGAGGGUGUUUUUGAGUCAAGCAAUGUCUCUUACACUGGGCCACAAGUUAGCUCCACAGAGACAAGCUGGGGCAGUGGGGGAGUUCAGACCACAACAACUACAAGAGAGGUAGAAGGUCUCAGAUUUAAAGGUCCUAACUUUGGAGCAGCAGGGGGUAAAGGCCAGGGAGGCUUUGAGAUCUCAAGAGGGAGUGGUGAGCAAGGUGAUGGAAGCAUUCAGAUGUCAGGCACAAGCAUGACACUGAGAGACAGCACAAACACUGGUAGUAGACAUGUUACAAUAGGAGGGUCGGGAGGUGCAGAGGUAACCUCAACUGAUGAGAAUGGAGGGUCAAUUAGUCUUUCUUUACCAGGAAAGGGCAUGCAGGGUUUGACUUCAUCCAUGGAUAAAUCACUGGAUGGAAGUGUUGACACAAGUUUUGGUGAGAGGACAAAGGUGAAGGUAUCUAAAUCUACCAUCAGUCACCCGCAGGCAAAGGGAUCAGGCAACAUUGAUCUUCCGAAUGUCAGACUUGGUGGAGGUUCCAUAGGUAUUGAUACUGAAUCGAGAGGUGGCAGGAUAGGAGGAUCAGCAAUAACAGUGGGCAAUGUUACUUCAGGAUAUUCCUCAGGGCCAGGCACGAUUUCAGGGGCAGGUGUGGAUGUCAACCUUACAGGUUCAAAGUUGAGAGAUGAGGUUGAUGUCAACCUGCCAAGCACAAAGGGGGGAAUAGACACUGAAGUUCCAGGCUAUGAAAAUGAGGGCACUGUGAGUAGUAUGAAAACAACCAAGAUGCCUGGGUUUGGAAUUAAAGGAAACAAGAGAGAGGGAACCAGUGUUGAAGUUAAACUCAGCGGUGAUGUGUCAAAGGUUAAAAUCCCAUCUUUACCAGAUACAGAUGUGAACCUGAGGGGUUCCAAGGUAGGAAAUAUUGACGUAACAGGGCCAAAGACUGAGGGAGAAAUAAAGGCACCCAAAAUAGACAUUAAAGGUCCAGCUAUUAAUAUUGAGGGGAAAGAAGGAGAUUUAAAAAUGCCUCAGAUUAAGAUACCAUCAUUUGGGGCCAAGGGACCAAAAGUUGAUAUAAAAACUCCGGGGGUUGCCUUUAAAGCACCAGAAAUCGAUGGUGGGGAAUCUGAUAUGAAAAUUGAUGGAGCAAAAAUCAAGAUGCCAUCCAAAACAGGACCCACAAUGCCAGAAUGGGAUAUCAGUGUGAAAGGAAGUAAUAUGAAAGGAGAUGUGUCAGUUCCAAAGAUUGAGGGACACACAACAAAAUCUAAAGUUGAGAUCAAAGGACCAGAAGUUGAUAUUGAAAGGCCAAAAGGUGGAUUUGAGAUGCCUGGAAUCAAAAUUCCAUCGUUUGGCUUUACAGAUCCUAAGGUGAAAGCUCCAGAUAUGGAUAUAAAACUUUCAAAACCUGAAAUUGAUGUCAAGGCACCUGAUGUAGACAUAAAAGCUCCCAAAGUUGAUAUUGAUAUUAAGGGACCUAAAGGUGGAUACAACCAGCCAAAAUUUACAAUGCCAUCCAUUGGCUUGAAAGGUCAGAAACUUGAAAGUGAUGUGGUUGCGUCCAUCCCAAAGAUUAAAGGAGACAUAACAUCACCUGGCAUUGACAUCGGAACUCCAGAGUUUAACAUUGAAGGCCCUGACGCAAAAAUCAAAGGACCCAACGUAAAGAUACCAACUAUAAAAGGACCAAAGAUGCCAGAAUUUGACAUCAAACUAAAAGGUCCUAAAGUCAAAGGAGAUGUGGAUGUUUCAGUCAAAGGAGAUCUAAAAGCUCCUGAUGUGGAUAUUGAAGGACCAGAUGUUGACAUUGAGGGCCACAAAGGCGGAUUUAAAAUGCCUAAAGUCAAAAUUCCAUCGUUUGGCAUUAAGGGUCCAAAAGUAGAAGGUCCAGAUGUUGAUAUAAACCUUCCCAAAGCAAACAUUGACAUCAACGCACCCAAAGUUGACAUUGACAGACCAGAGGUUGAUAUUGAAGGGCCAAAGGGUGGAUUUGGAAUGCCUAAAAUCAAGAUGCCAUCCUUUAAUAUUAAAGGUCAAAAGGUGGAGGGUCCAGAUAUGGAUGUAAACAUUGAUGUGAAAGCACCUGAUGUUGACAUUCAAGGGCCAGAAGUUGACAUUGAAGGACCGAAUGCAAAACUCAAGGGAACCAAAUUCAACAUGCCAACCAUAUCAGGACAGAAAAUCUCCAAGCCAGGUGUGGAUUUCAAUCUGAAAGGGCCACAAAUGAAGGGAGACUUCGACUUGUCAGCGCCAAAAAUAAAGGGAGACUUCAAAACACCUGAUGUUGACAUUAAAGAAUCAGAGGUCAAUAUUGAGGGGCCGAAGGGUGGAUUUGGAAUGCCUAAAAUCAAGAUGCCAUCCUUUAAUAUCAAAGGUCAAAAGGUGGAGGGUCCAGAUAUGGAUGUAAACAUUGAUGUAAAAGCACCUGAUGUUGACAUUCAAGGGCCAGAAGUUGACAUUGAAGGACCGAAUGCAAAACUCAAGGGAACCAAAUUCAACAUGCCAACCAUAUCAGGACAGAAAAUCUCCAAGCCAGGUGUGGAUUUCAAUCUGAAAGGGCCACAAAUGAAGGGCGACUUCGACUUGUCAGCGCCAAAGAUCAAAGGAGACUUCAAAACACCUGAUGUUGACAUUAAAGGUCCAGAGGUUAAUAUUGAGGGGCCGAAGGGUGGAUUUGGAAUGCCUAAAAUCAAGAUGCCAUCCUUUAAUAUCAAAGGUCAAAAGGUGGAGGGUCCAGAUAUGGAUGUAAACAUUGAUGUGAAAGCACCUGAUGUUGACAUUCAAGGGCCAGAAGUUGACAUUGAAGGACCGAAUGCAAAACUCAAGGGAACCAAAUUCAACAUGCCAACCAUAUCAGGACAAAAAAUCUCCAAGCCAGGUGUGGAUUUCAAUCUGAAAGGGCCACAAAUGAAGGGAGACUACGACUUGUCAGCGCCAAAGAUAAAGGGAGACUUCAAAACACCUGAUGUUGACAUUAAAGGUCCACAGGUUGAUAUCGAGGGUCCGAAGGGUGGAUUUGAAAUGCCUAAAGUCAAAAUCCCAUCAUUUGGUUUGAAAGGUCCAAAGGUUGAAGUUCCAGAUGUCGAUAUGAACCUCCCAAAGGCUGACAUUGAUGUGAAAGCAGCUGGCAUUGACAUUAAAGGCCCUGACGCAAAAAUCAAAGGACCCAACAUAAAGAUACCAACCAUAAAAGGACCAAAGGUGCCAGAAUUUGACAUCAAACUAAAAGGUCCUAAAGUCAAAGGAGAUGUGGAUGUUUCAGUUCCAAAGAUCAAAGGAGAUCUGAAAGCUCCUGAUGUGGAUAUUGAAGGACCAGAUGUUGACAUUGAGGGCCACAAAGGCGGAUUUAAAAUGCCUAAAGUCAAAAUUCCAUCGUUUGGCAUUAAGGGUCCAAAAGUAGAAGGUCCAGAUGUUGAUAUAAACCUUCCCAAAGCAAACAUUGACAUCAACGCACCCAAAGUUGACAUUGAAAGACCAGAGGUUGAUAUUGAAGGGCCAGAGGGUGGAUUUGAAAUGCCUAAAAUCAAGAUGCCAUCCUUUAAUAUUAAAGGUCAAAAAGUGGAGGGUCCAGAUAUGGAUCUAAACAUUGAUGUGAAAGCACCUGAUGUUGACAUUAAAGGUCCAGAGGUCACUAUUGAGGGGCAGAAGGGUGGAUUUGAAAUGCCUAAAGUCAAAAUCCCAUCAUUUGGUUUGAAAGGUCCAAAGGUUGAAGUUCCAGAUGUCGAUAUGAACCUCCCAAAGGCUGACAUUGAUGUGAAAGCAGCUGGCAUUGACAUUAAAGACCCUGACGCAAAAAUCAAAGGACCCAACAUAAAGAUGCCAACCAUAAAAGGACCAAAGGUGCCAGAAUUUGACAUCAAACUAAAAGGUCCUAAAGUCAAAGGAGAUGUGGAUGUUUCAGUUCCAAAGAUCAAAGGAGAUCUGAAAGCUCCUGAUGUAGAUAUUGAAGGACCAGAUGUUGACAUUGAGGGCCACAAAGGCGGAUUUAAAAUGCCUAAAGUCAAAAUUCCAUCAUUUGGCAUUAAGGGUCCAAAAGUAGAAGGUCCAGAUGUUGAUAUAAACCUUCCCAAAGCAAACAUUGACAUCAACGCACCCAAAAUUGACAUUGACAGACCAGAUGUUAAUAUUGAAGGGCCAAAGGGUGGAUUUGAAAUGCCUAAAAUCAAGAUGCCAUCCUUUAAUAUUAAAGGUCAAAAAGUGGAGGGUCCAGAUGUAGAUCUAAACAUUGAUGUGAAAGCACCUGAUGUUGACAUUCAAGGACCAGAAGUUGACAUUGAAGGACCAAAUGCAAAACUCAAGGGAACCAAAUUCAACAUGCCAACCAUAUCAGGACCAAAAAUCUCCAUGCCAGAUGUGGAUUUCAAUCUGAAAGGGCCACAAAUGAAGGGAGACGUCGAUGUGUCAGCGCCAAAGAUAAAGGGAGACAUGAAAACACCUGAGGUGAACAUCAAAGGUCCACAGGUUGAUAUUGAAGGUCCAAAAGGUGGAUUUGACAUGCCUAAAAUCAAAAUGCCAACAAUAUCAGGACCCAAGAUGCCACAUUGGGACGUGAAUCUGAAAGGGCCCAAAAUAGAGGGAGAUGUUGAUGUGUCAGUUCCAAAGAUUAAGGGUGACAUCAAAGGUCCCAAGCUCGAUAUUGAAGGACCGGAUGUUGACAUUGAGGGCCACAAAGGAGGAUUUAAAAUGCCUAAAUUUAAAUUGCCAUCCUUUGGACUUGGAAGUUCAAAUGUUGAAGUGCCAGAAGUUGAUGUCAGUCUCCCGAAAGCUGAUAUUGACAUUAAGGCCCCUGACUUGGAUUUCAAAGGACCAAAUAUUGACAUUGAGAGUCCAAGUGGUAAAAUCAAAGGACCCAAAUUCACCAUGCCAAGCAUUUCAGGACCGAAAGUUUCUAUGCCAGAUGUGGAUUUCAAUCUGAAAGGGCCACAAAUGAAGGGAGACUUCGAUGGAGAUGUUGAUGUGUCAGUUCCAAAGAUUGAGGGUGACAUCAAAGGUCCCAAGCUCGAUAUUGAAGGACCAGAUGUUGACAUUGAGGGCCACAAAGGAGGAUUUAAAAUGCCUAAAUUUAAAUUGCCAUCCUUUGGACUUGGAAGUUCAAAUGUUGAAGUGCCAGAAGUUGAUGUCAGUCUCCCGAAAGCUGAUAUUGACAUUAAGGCCCCUGACUUGGAUUUCAAAGGACCAAAUAUUGACAUUGAGAGUCCAAGUGGUAAAAUCAAAGGACCCAAAUUCACCAUGCCAAGCAUUUCAGGACCGAAAGUUUCUAUGCCAGAUGUGGAUUUCAAUCUGAAAGGGCCACAAAUGAAGGGAGACUUCGAUGUGUCAGCGCCAAAGAUAAAGGGCGACAUCAAAACACCUGAGUUGAACAUCAAAGGUCCACAGGUUGAUAUUGAAGGUCCAAAAGGUGGAUUUGACAUGCCUAAAAUCAAAAUGCCAACAAUAUCAGGACCCAAGAUGCCACAUUGGGACAUGAGUGUGAAAGGGCCCAAAAUAGAGGGAGAUGUUGAUGUGUCAAUUCCAAAGAUUGAGGGUGACAUCAAAGGUCCCAAGCUCGAUAUUGAAGGACCAGAUGUUGACAUUGAGGGCCACAAAGGAGGAUUUAAAAUGCCUAAAUUUAAAUUGCCAUCCUUUGGACUUGGAAGUUCAAAUGUUGAAGUGCCAGAAGUUGAUGUCAGUCUCCCGAAAGCUGAUAUUGACAUUAAGGCCCCUGACUUGGAUUUCAAAGGACCAAAUAUUGACAUUGAGAGUCCAAGUGGUAAAAUCAAAGGACCCAAAUUCACCAUGCCAAGCAUUUCAGGACCGAAAGUUUCUAUGCCAGAUGUGGAUUUCAAUCUGAAAGGGCCACAAAUGAAGGGAGACUUCGAUGUGUCAGCGCCAAAGAUAAAGGGCGACAUCAAAACACCUGAGUUGAACAUCAAAGGUCCACAGGUUGAUAUUGAAGGUCCAAAAGGUGGAUUUGACAUGCCUAAAAUCAAGCUGCCAUCAAUAUCAGGACCCAAGAUGCCACAUUGGGACGUGAGUCUGAAAGGGCCCAAAAUAGAGGGAGAUGUUGAUGUGUCAGUUCCAAAGAUUAAGGGUGACAUCAAAGGUCCCAAGGUCGAUAUUGAAGGACCAGAUGUUGACAUUGAGGGCCACAAAGGAGGAUUUAAAAUGCCUAAAUUUAAAAUGCCAUCCUUUGGGCUGAAAGGUUCAAAUGUUGAAGGGCCAGAAGUUGAUGUCAGUGUCCCAAAAGCUGAUAUUGACAUUAAGGCCCCUGACUUGGAUAUCAAAGGACCAAAUAUUGACAUUGAGAGUCCAAGUGGUAAAAUCAAAGGACCCAAAAUCACCAUGCCAAGCCUUUCAGGACCGAAACUUUCUAUGCCAGAUGUGGAUUUCAAUCUGAAAGGGCCACAAUUGAAGGGAGACUUCGAUGUGUCAGCGCCAAAGAUAAAGGGCGACAUCAAAACACCUGAGUUGAACAUCAAAGGUCCACAGGUUGAUAUUGAAGGUCCGAAAGGUGGAUUUGACAUGCCUAAAAUCAAAAUGCCAUCACUAUCAGGACCGAAGCUGCCACAUUGGGACGUGAGUCUGAAGGGGCCCAAAAUAGAGGGAGAUGUUGAUGUGUCAGUUCCAAAGAUUGAGGGUGACAUCAAAGGUCCUAAGCUCGAUAUUGAAGGACCAGAUGUUGACAUUGAGGGCCACAAAGGAGGAUUUAAAAUGCCUAAAUUUAAAUUGCCAUCCUUUGGACUUGGAGGUUCAAAUGUUGAAGUGCCAGAAGUUGAUGUCAGUCUCCCGAAAACUGAUAUUGACAUUAAGGCCCCUAACUUGGAUUUCAAAGGACCAAAUAUUGACAUUGAGAGUCCAAGUGGUAAAAUCAAAGGACCCAAAUUCACCAUGCCAAGCAUUUCAGGACCGAAAGUUUCUAUGCCAGAUGUGGAUUUCAAUCUGAAAGGGCCACAAAUGAAGGGAGACUUCGAUGUGUCAGCGCCAAAGAUAAAGGGCGACAUCAAAACACCUGAGUUGAACAUCAAAGGUCCACAAGUUGAUAUUGAAGGUCCAAAAGGUGGAUUUGACAUGCCUAAAAUCAAAAUGCCAACAAUAUCAGGACCCAAGAUGCCACAUUGGGACGUGAGUGUGAAAGGGCCCAAAAUAGAGGGAGAUGUUGAUGUGUCAAUUCCAAAGAUUGAGGGUGACAUCAAAGGUCCCAAGCUCGAUAUUGAAGGACCAGAUGUUGACAUUGAGGGCCACAAAGGAGGAUUUAAAAUGCCUAAAUUUAAAUUGCCAUCCUUUGGACUUGGAAGUUCAAAUGUUGAAGUGCCAGAAGUUGAUGUCAGUCUCCCGAAAGCUGAUAUUGACAUUAAGGCCCCUGACUUGGAUUUCAAAGGACCAAAUAUUGACAUUGAGAGUCCAAGUGGUAAAAUCAAAGGACCCAAAUUCACCAUGCCAAGCAUUUCAGGACCGAAAGUUUCUAUGCCAGAUGUGGAUUUCAAUCUGAAAGGGCCACAAAUGAAGGGAGACUUCGAUGUGUCAGCGCCAAAGAUAAAGGGCGACAUCAAAACACCUGAGUUGAACAUCAAAGGUCCACAGGUUGAUAUUGAAGGUCCUAAAGGUGGAUUUGACAUGCCUAAAAUCAAAAUGCCAACAAUAUCAGGACCCAAGAUGCCACAUUGGGACGUGAGUCUGAAGGGGCCCAAAAUAGAGGGAGAUGUUGAUGUGUCAGUUCCAAAGAUUGAGGGUGACAUCAAAGGUCCCAAGGUCGAUAUUGAAGGACCAGAUGUUGAUAUUGAAGGCCACAAAGGAGGAUUUAAAAUGCCUAAAUUUAAACUGCCAUCUUUUGGACUUGGAGGUUCAAAUGUUGAAGGGCCAGAAGUUGAUGCCAGUCUUCCGAAAGCUGAUAUUGACAUUAAGGCACCUGGCUUGGAUUUCAAAGGACCAAAUAUUGACAUUGAGAGUCCAAGUGGUAAAAUCAAAGGACCCAAAUUCAACAUGCCAAGCAUUUCAGGACCGAAACUUUCCAUGCCAGAUGUGGAUUUCAAUCUGAAAGGGCCACAAAUGAAGGGAGACUUCGACAUGUCAGUGCCAAAGAUAAAGGGAGACUUCAAAACGCCUGAGUUGGACAUCAAAGGUCCACAGGUUGAUAUCGAAGGUCCGAAAGGUGGAUUUGACAUGCCUAAAAUCAAAAUGCCAUCAAUAUCAGGACCCAAGCUGCCAGAUUGGGACCUUAGUCUGAAAGGACCCAAGAUAAAAGGAGAUGUGUCAGGUCCACAGAUUAAGGGAGAUAUAAAACCUGAGAUUGAGAUCAAAGGUCCUAAAAUUGAUUUAGAAAUUCCAGAAGGACAACUUAGUGGGCCAAAGAUGAAGUUACCAAAAAUAUCUGGACCAAAGAUAUCCUUGCCAGAUGUCAAUCUGAAGGGGCCAAAGUGGAAGGGCGAUGUGAAAGGGGAUGUUCAACUGCCAAAGGCUGAACUUGAGGGACCAGAUGUUACAAUUGAAGUUCCAGACAUUGGCACAAAGAAAAGUAAAUUUAAAAUGCCAAAGUUCGGCUUCAAGGGGCCAAAGAUAAAGGCCCCAGACACUGAUGUGGAAAUGGUAAAAGGGGAUAUCAGCAUCAAAGGAAAGACUGGUAGCUCUGAAGGUAUUGAUCUUGAUCUGGGAUUGACUAGUCCGAAAGCUAAAGGAUCAAAAUUCAAAAUGCCGAAAUUUGGUUUCAAAGGCCCAAAGGUCGAAAUGCCAGAUGUUGAUAUUAAUCUUCCCAAAGCUGGCGCUGAAAUAAAAAGUCCAAAUAUUAACAUUGAAGGACCAGAUGUUGACAUUGAGAGUCCAAGUGGUAAAAUCAAAGGACCCAAAUUCAACAUGCCAAGCCUUUCAGGACCGAAAGUUUCUAUGCCAGAUGUGGAUUUCAAUCUGAAAGGGCCACAAAUGAAGGGAGACGUCGAUGUGUCAGUGCCAAAGAUAAAGGGCGACAUCAAAACACCUGAGUUGAACAUCAAAGGUCCACAAGUUGAUAUUGAAGGUCCGAAAGGUGGAUUUGACAUGCCUAAAAUCAAAAUGCCAACACUGUCAGGACCCAAGCUGCCACAUUGGGACGUGAGUCUGAAGGGGCCCAAAAUAGAGGGAGAUGUUGAUGUGUCAGUUCCAAAGAUUGAGGGUGACAUCAAAGGUCCCAAGGUCGAUAUUGAAGGACCGGAUGUUGACAUUGAGGGCCACAAAGGAGGAUUUAAAAUGCCUAAAUUUAAACUGCCAUCAUUUGGGCUUGGAGGAUCAAAUGUUGAAGGGCCAGAAGUUGAUGUCAGCCUCCCGAAAGCUGAUAUUGAUAUUAACGCCCCUGAUUUGGAUAUCAAAGGACCAAAUAUUGACAUUGGGAGCCCAAGUGGUAAAAUCAAAGGACCCAAAUUCAACAUGCCAAGCAUUUCAGGACCGAAACUUUCUAUGCCAGAUGUGGAUUUCAAUCUGAAAGGGCCACAAAUGAAGGGAGACUUCAAAACGCCUGAGUUGGACAUCAAAGGUCCACAGGUUGAUAUCGAGGGUCCGAAAGGUGGAUUUGACAUGCCUAAAAUCAAAAUGCCGUCAUUUGGCUUCAAAGAUCCAAAAGUGGAGGGUCCAGAUGUUGACAUAAACCUUCCUAAAGCUAACAUUGAUGUCAAAGCACCCGACGUUGACAUUAAAGGGCCAGAAUUUGAAAUUGAAGGGCCUGAUGGAAAAUUGAAAGGACCCAAAUUCAAAAUGCCAUCAAUAUCAGGACCCAAGAUGCCACAUUGGGACGUGAAUCUGAAAGGGCCCAACAUGAAGGGAGAUUUCGAUGUGUCAGUUCCAAAGAUUGAGGGUGACAUAAAAGCUCCUAAGGUUGAUAUUGAAGGACCAGAUGUUGACAUUGAAGGCCACAAAGGAGGAUUUAAAAUGCCUAAAUUUAAAAUACCAUCAUUUGGACUUGGAGGUUCAAAUGUUGAAGGGCCAGAAGUUGAUGUCAGCCUCCCGAAAGCUGAUAUUGACAUUAAGGCCCCUGACUUGGAUUUCAAAGGACCAAAUAUUGACAUUGAGAGUCCAAGUGGUAAAAUCAAAGGACCCAAAUUCACCAUGCCAAGCAUUUCAGGACCGAAACUUUCCAUGCCAGAUGUGGAUUUCAAUCUGAAAGGGCCACAAAUGAAGGGAGACUUCAAAACGCCUGAGUUGGACAUCAAAGGUCCACAGGUUGAUAUUGAGGGUCCGAAAGGUGGAUUUGACAUGCCUAAAAUCAAAAUGCCGUCAUUUGGCUUCAAAGGUCCAAAAGUGGAGGGUCCAGAUGUUGAUAUAAACCUUCCCAAAGGUAAACUUGACAUUAAAGCACCUGACGUUGACAUUGAAGCGCCAGAAUUUGAUAUUGAAGGUCCUGAUGCAAAAUUGAGAGGACCCAAAUUCAAAAUGCCAUCAAUAUCAGGACCCAAGAUGCCACAUUGGGACAUGAGUCUGAAAGGGCCCAACAUGAAGGGAGAUGUCGAUGUGUCAGUUCCAAAGAUUGAGGGUGACAUUAAAGUUCCUGAGGUAGAUAUUGAAGGACCGGAUGUUGACAUUGAGGGCCAUAAAGGAGGAUUUAAAAUGCCUAAAUUUAAAAUGCCAUCCUUUGGGCUGAAAGGUCCAAAUAUUGAAGGGCCAGAAGUUGAUUUCAGCCUCCCGAAAGCUGAUAUUGAUAUUAACGCCCCUGACUUGGAUAUCAAAGGACCAAAUAUUGACAUUGGAAGCCCAAGUGGUAAAAUCAAAGGACCCAAAUUCAACAUGCCAAGCAUUUCAGGACCUAAACUUUCCAUGCCAGAUGUGGAUUUCAAUCUGAAAGGGCCACAAAUGAAGGGAGACUUCGACGUGUCAGUGCCAAAGAUAAAGGGAGACUUCAAAACACCUGAGUUGGACAUCAAAAGUCCACAGGUUGAUAUCGAGGGUCCGAAAGGUGGAUUUGAAAUGCCUAAAAUCAAAAUGCCAACAAUAUCAGGACCCAAGCUGCCCGAUUGGGAUAUGAGUCUGAAAGGUCCCAAAUUAAAGGGAGAUGUCGAUGUGUCAGUGCCAAAGAUAAAGGGAGACAUCAAAACACCUGACUUUGAUAUCAAAGGUCCACAGGUUGAUAUCGAGGGUCCGAAAGGUGGAUUUGAAAUGCCAAAAAUCAAAAUGCCAUCAUUUGGCUUCAAAGGUCCAAAAGUGGAGGGUCCAGAUGUUGAUAUAAACCUUCCCAAAGCUAACAUUGAUGUUAAAGCACCUGACGUUGACAUCAAAGGUCCAGAGUUUGAUAUCAAAGGUCCGAAAGGUGGAUUUGACAUGCCUAAAAUGAAAUUGCCAUCAAUAUCAGGACCCAAGAUGCCACAUUGGGACGUGAGUCUGAAAGGGCCCAACAUGAAGGGAGAUGUCGAUGUGUCAGUUCCAAAGAUUGAGGGUGACAUAAAAGCUCCCAAGGUCAAUAUUGAAGGACCAGAUGUUGACAUUGAGGGCCACAAAGGAGGAUUUAAAAUGCCUAAAUUUAAACUGCCAUCCUUUGGGCUAAAAGGUCCAAAUGUUGAAGGGCCAGAAGUUGAUGUUAGCCUCCCCAAAGCUGAUAUUGAUAUUAAUGCCCCUGACUUGGAUAUCAAAGGACCAAAUAUUGACAUUGGGAGUCCAAGUGGUAAAAUCAAAGGACCCAAAUUCACCAUGCCAAGCAUUUCAGGACCGAAAGUUUCUAUGCCAGAUGUGGAUUUCAAUCUGAAAGGGCCACAAAUGAAGGGAGACUUCAAAACGCCUGAGUUGGACAUCAAAGGUCCACAGGUUGAUAUCGAGGGUCCGAAAGGUGGAUUUGACAUGCCUAAAAUCAAAAUGCCGUCAUUUGGCUUCAAAGAUCCAAAAGUGGAGGGUCCAGAUGUUGACAUAAACCUUCCUAAAGCUAACAUUGAUGUCAAAGCACCCGACGUUGACAUUAAAGGGCCAGAAUUUGAAAUUGAAGGGCCUGAUGGAAAAUUGAAAGGACCCAAAUUCAAAAUGCCAUCAAUAUCAGGACCCAAGAUGCCACAUUGGGACGUGAAUCUGAAAGGGCCCAACAUGAAGGGAGAUUUCGAUGUGUCAGUUCCAAAGAUUGAGGGUGACAUAAAAGCUCCCAAGGUCAAUAUUGAAGGACCGGAUGUUGACAUUGAGGGCCACAAAGGAGGAUUUAAAAUGCCUAAAUUUAAACUGCCAUCGUUUGGGCUUGGAGGAUCAAAUGUUGAAGGGCCAGAAGUUGAUGCCAGUCUUCCGAAAGCAGAUAUUGACAUUAAGGCCCCUGGCUUGGAUUUCAAAGGACCAAAUAUUGACAUUGAGAGUCCAAGUGGUAAAAUCAAAGGACCCAAAUUCAACAUGCCAAGCAUUUCAGGACCUAAACUUUCCAUGCCAGAUGUGGAUUUCAAUGUGAAAGGGCCACAAAUGAAGGGAGACUUCAAAACGCCUGAGUUGGACAUCAAAGGUCCACAGGUUGAUAUCGAGGGUCCGAAAGGUGGAUUUGACAUGCCUAAAAUCAAAAUGCCGUCAUUUGGCUUCAAAGGUCCAAAAGUGGAGGGUCCAGAUGUUGAUAUAAACCUUCCCAAAGGUAAACUUGACCUUAAAGCACCUGACGUUGACAUUGAAGCGCCAGAUUUUGAUAUUGAAGGUCCUGAUGCUAAAUUGAGAGGACCCAAAUUCAAAAUGCCAUCAAUAUCAGGACCCAAGAUGCCACAUUGGGACAUGAGUCUGAAAGGGCCCAACAUGAAGGGAGAUUUCGAUGUGUCAGUUCCAAAGCUUGAGGGUGACAUAAAAGCUCCCAAGGUCGAUAUUGAAGGACCAGAUGUUGACAUUGAGGGCCACAAAGGAGGAUUUAAAAUGCCUAAAUUUAAACUGCCAUCCUUUGGGCUGAAAGGUCCAAAUGUUGAAGGGCCAGAAGUUGAUGUCAGCCUCCCGAAAGCUGAUAUUGAUAUUAACGCCCCUGACUUGGAUAUCAAAGGACCAAAUAUUGACAUUGGGAGCCCAAGUGGUAAAAUCAAAGGACCCAAAUUCAACAUGCCAAGCAUUUCAGGACCGAAACUUUCUAUGCCAGAUGUGGAUUUCAAUCUGAAAGGCCCACAAAUGAAGGGAGACUUCAAAACGCCUGAGUUGGACAUCAAAGGUCCACAGGUUGAUAUCGAGGGUCCGAAAGGUGGAUUUGACAUGCCUAAAAUCAAAAUGCCGUCAUUUGGCUUCAAAGGUCCAAACGUGGAGGGUCCAGAUGUUGAUAUAAACCUUCCCAAAGGUAAACUUGACAUUGAAGCACCUGACGUUGACAUUGAAGCGCCAGAUUUUGAUAUUGAAGGUCCUGAUGCAAAAUUGAGAGGACCCAAAUUCAAAAUGCCAUCAAUAUCAGGACCCAAGAUGCCACAUUGGGACAUGAGUCUGAAAGGGCCCAACAUGAAGGGAGAUUUCGAUGUGUCAGUUCCAAAGCUUGAGGGUGACAUAAAAGCUCCCAAGGUCGAUAUUGAAGGACCAGAUGUUGACAUUGAGGGCCACAAAGGAGGAUUUAAAAUGCCUAAAUUUAAACUGCCAUCCUUUGGGCUAAAAGGUCCAAAUGUUGAAGGGCCAGAAGUUGAUGUCAGCCUCCCGAAAGCUGAUAUUGAUAUUAACGCCCCUGACUUGGAUAUCAAAGGACCAAAUAUUGACAUUGGGAGCCCAAGUGGUAAAAUCAAAGGACCCAAAUUCAACAUGCCAAGCAUUUCAGGACCGAAACUUUCUAUGCCAGAUGUGGAUUUCAAUCUGAAAGGGCCACAAAUGAAGGGAGAUGUUGAUAUAAACCUUCCCAAAGGUAAACUUGACAUUAAAGCACCUGACGUUGACAUUGAAGCGCCAGAUUUUGAUAUUGAAGGUCCUGAUGCAAAAUUGAGAGGACCCAAAUUCAAAAUGCCAUCAAUAUCAGGACCCAAGAUGCCACAUUGGGACAUGAGUCUGAAAGGGCCCAACAUGAAAGGAGAUUUCGAUGUGUCAGUUCCAAAGCUUGAGGGUGACAUAAAAGCUCCCAAGGUCGAUAUUGAAGGACCAGAUGUUGACAUUGAGGGCCACAAAGGAGGAUUUAAAAUGCCUAAAUUUAAACUGCCAUCCUUUGGGCUAAAAGGUCCAAAUGUUGAAGGGCCAGAAGUUGAUGUCAGCCUCCCGAAAGCUGAUAUUGAUAUUAACGCCCCUGACUUGGAUAUCAAAGGACCAAAUAUUGACAUUGGGAGCCCAAGUGGUAAAAUCAAAGGACCCAAAUUCACCAUGCCAAGCAUUUCAGGACCGAAACUUUCUAUGCCAGAUGUGGAUUUCAAUCUAAAAGGGCCACAAAUGAAGGGAGACUUCAAAACGCCUGAGUUGGACAUCAAAGGUCCACAGGUUGAUAUCGAGGGUCCGAAAGGUGGAUUUGACAUGCCUAAAAUCAAAAUGCCGUCAUUUGGCUUCAAAGGUCCAAACGUGGAGGGUCCAGAUGUUGAUAUAAACCUUCCCAAAGGUAAACUUGACAUUAAAGCACCUGACGUUGACAUUGAAGCGCCAGAUUUUGAUAUUGAAGGUCCUGAUGCAAAAUUGAGAGGACCCAAAUUCAAAAUGCCAUCAAUAUCAGGACCCAAGAUGCCACAUUGGGACAUGAGUCUGAAAGGGCCCAACAUGAAGGGAGAUGUCGAUGUGUCAGUUCCAAAGAUUGAGGGUGACAUAAAAGCUCCCAAGGUAGAUAUUGAAGGACCAGAUGUUGACAUUGAGGGCCACAAAGGAGGAUUUAAAAUGCCUAAAUUUAAACUGCCGUCCUUUGGGCUAAAAGGUCCAAAUGUUGAAGGGCCAGAAGUUGAUGUCAGCCUCCCGAAAGCUGAUAUUGAUAUUAACGCCCCUGACUUGGAUAUCAAAGGACCAAAUAUUGACAUUGGAAGCCCAAGUGGUAAAAUCAAAGGACCCAAAUUCAACAUGCCAAGCAUUUCAGGACCGAAACUUUCCAUGCCAGAUGUGGAUUUCAAUCUGAAAGGGCCACAAAUGAAGGGAGACUUCGACAUGUCAGUGCCAAAGAUAAAGGGAGACUUCAAAACGCCUGAGUUUGACAUCAAAGGUCCACAGGUUGAUAUCGAGGGUCCGAAAGGUGAAUUUGACAUGCCUAAAAUCAAAAUGCCGUCAUUUGGCUUCAAAGGUCCAAAAGUGGAGGGUCCAGAUGUUGAUAUAAACCUUCCCAAAGGUAAACUUGACAUUAAAGCACCUGACGUUGACAUUGAAGCGCCAGAUUUUGAUAUUGAAGGUCCUGAUGCAAAAUUGAGAGGACCCAAAUUCAAAAUGCCAUCAAUAUCAGGACCCAAGAUGCCACAUUGGGACAUGAGUCUGAAAGGGCCCAACAUGAAGGGAGAUGUCGAUGUGUCAGGUCCAAAGAUUGAGGGUGACAUCAAAGGUCCCAAGGUCGAUAUUGAAGGACCGGAUGUUGACAUUGAGGGCCACAAAGGAGGAUUUAAAAUGCCUAAAUUUAAACUGCCAUCCUUUGGGCUUGGAGGAUCAAAUGUUGAAGGGCCAGAAGUUGAUGUCAGCCUCCCGAAAGCUGAUAUUGAUAUUAACGCCCCUGACUUGGAUAUCAAAGGACCAAAUAUUGACAUUGGAAGCCCAAGUGGUAAAAUCAAAGGACCCAAAUUCAACAUGCCAAGCAUUUCAGGACCGAAAAUGUCUAUGCCAGAUGUGGAUUUCAAUCUGAAAGGGCCACAAAUGAAGGGAGACUUCGACAUGUCAGCGCCAAAGAUAAAGGGAGACUUCAAAACGCCUGAGUUUGACAUCAAAGGUCCACAGGUUGAUAUUGAGGGUCCGAAAGGUGGAUUUGACAUGCCUAAAAUCAAAAUGCCGUCAUUUGGCUUCAAAGGUCCAAAAGUGGAGGGUCCAGAUGUUGAUAUAAACCUUCCCAAAGGUAAACUUGACAUUAAAGCACCUGACGUUGACAUUGAAGCGCCAGAUUUUGAUAUUGAAGGUCCUGAUGCAAAAUUGAGAGGACCCAAAUUCAAAAUGCCAUCAAUAUCAGGACCCAAGAUGCCACAUUGGGACAUGAGUCUGAAAGGGCCCAACAUGAAGGGAGAUGUCGAUGUGUCAGGUCCAAAGAUUGAGGGUGACAUCAAAGGUCCCAAGGUCGAUAUUGAAGGACCGGAUGUUGACAUUGAGGGCCACAAAGGAGGAUUUAAAAUGCCUAAAUUUAAACUGCCAUCCUUUGGGCUUGGAGGAUCAAAUGUUGAAGGGCCAGAAGUUGAUGUCAGCCUCCCGAAAGCUGAUAUUGAUAUUAACGCCCCUGACUUGGAUAUCAAAGGACCAAAUAUUGACAUUGGAAGCCCAAGUGGUAAAAUCAAAGGACCCAAAUUCAACAUGCCAAGCAUUUCAGGACCGAAAAUGUCUAUGCCAGAUGUGGAUUUCAAUCUGAAAGGGCCACAAAUGAAGGGAGACUUCGACAUGUCAGCGCCAAAGAUAAAGGGAGACUUCAAAACGCCUGAGUUUGACAUCAAAGGUCCACAGGUUGAUAUCGAGGGUCCGAAAGGUGGAUUUGACAUGCCUAAAAUCAAAAUGCCGUCAUUUGGCUUCAAAGGUCCAAAAGUGGAGGGUCCAGAUGUUGAUAUAAACCUUCCCAAAGGUAAACUUGACAUUAAAGCACCUGACGUUGAUAUUGAAGCGCCAGAUUUUGAUAUUGAAGGUCCUGAUGCAAAAUUGAGAGGACCCAAAUUCAAAAUGCCAUCAAUAUCAGGACCCAAGAUGCCACAUUGGGACAUGAGUCUGAAAGGGCCCAACAUGAAGGGAGAUGUCGAUGUGUCAGGUCCAAAGAUUGAGGGUGACAUCAAAGGUCCCAAGGUCGAUAUUGAAGGACCGGAUGUUGACAUUGAGGGCCACAAAGGAGGAUUUAAAAUGCCUAAAUUUAAACUGCCAUCCUUUGGGCUUGGAGGAUCAAAUGUUGAAGGGCCAGAAGUUGAUGUCAGCCUCCCGAAAGCUGAUAUUGAUAUUAACGCCCCUGACUUGGAUAUCAAAGGACCAAAUAUUGACAUUGGGAGCCCAAGUGGUAAAAUCAAAGGACCCAAAUUCAACAUGCCAAGCAUUUCAGGACCGAAACUUUCUAUGCCAGAUGUGGAUUUCAAUCUGAAAGGGCCACAAAUGAAGGGAGAUGUCGAUGUGUCAGGUCCAAAGAUUGAGGGUGACAUCAAAGGUCCCAAGGUCGAUAUUGAAGGACCGGAUGUUGACAUUGAGGGACACAAAGGAGGAUUUAAAAUGCCUAAAUUUAAACUGCCAUCCUUUGGGCUUGGAGGAUCAAAUGUUGAAGGGCCAGAAGUUGAUGUCAGCCUCCCGAAAGCUGAUAUUGAUAUUAUCGCCCCUGACUUGGAUAUCAAAGGACCAAAUAUUGACAUUGGGAGCCCAAGUGGUAAAAUCAAAGGACCCAAAUUCAACAUGCCAAGCAUUUCAGGACCGAAACUUUCUAUGCCAGAUGUGGAUUUCAAUCUGAAAGGGCCACAAAUGAAGGGAGACUUCAAAACGCCUGAGUUGGACAUCAAAGGUCCACAGGUUGAUAUCGAGGGUCCGAAAGGUGGAUUUGACAUGCCUAAAAUCAAAAUGCCGUCAUUUGGCUUCAAAGAUCCAAAAGUGGAGGGUCCAGAUUUUGACAUAAACCUUCCUAAAGCUAACAUUGAUGUUAAAGCUCCUGACAUUGACAUUGAAGGGCCACACAUUGAUAUUGGAGGGCCAGAGGGAAAAAUCAAAGGAUCAAAAUUCAAGCUGCCAUCAAUAUCAGGGCCUAAGCUGCCAGAUUGGGAUCUGUCACUUCCAAAGAUCGAGGGAGAUAUAAAAACUCCCAAGUUGGAUAUUCAAGGACCAGAGUUUCACGGCCACAGAGGAGGAUUUCAAAUGACAGGUCCAAAUAUUGAAGCGCCAGAAGUUGAUAUUAACCUUCCCAAAACAAACAUUGAUGUGAACGCACCUGAUUUUGAUAUCAAUCUAAAAGGGCCUAAAGUCAAAGGAAAGAUGGAUGCAUCAGUGCCCAAAUUGAAAGCAGAUAUCAAAGGUCCAAAUGCUAACAUUGCAGUACCCACCAUCACUAUGGAAGGUGCGUCUGUUGAUUCGGUAAAGACAGGUGUUACAUUUCCCAAGUUCAAAGGUCCUAAGUUUGGAUUGAAAUCCCCGGAAGUGGAGGGGAAGACAAUAGCAAGUGAAGCAAGUCUUGAUGCCCCUGAUAUUAAUAUCAAUGUAAAGGGGAAAAAGGGGAAAUUCAAACUUCCUAAAGUGAAAGGAAAGUCAAAGAAACCUGAUCUUGAGUUAGAAACACCAGACUUGGAUGUAGACACACCCAAUAUUCAUGUCAAAGGAACAAAGGUAAAGAAGCCUGUUUUUGGUAAGCUUCAUUUCCCUAAUGUUGAAUUUGAUCUCAAAUCACCAAAAUUGAAAGGCGAUGGAUCUGACAUCGAUUUUCCAUCUGCUAGCUUGAACGCCGGUAUUGAAGGUUCUGGUUAUGACAGUCCGGAUGUUCAUUUGGGAGGUACAGAUGUGAAAUUAAAGUCUCCUAAUAUUAAAAUGCCAAAUGUGAACGUGUCCGCUCAAGGCCCAAGAAUAAAUACAAAAGGUGGUGUAGAGAUUGAUGCAAGUGCUCCAGGGGGCAGUGCAAGUGGUGGCCUUCAUUACCCAGAAGGUACUGUAACCUUUCCCAAGGUCAAGGUCCCAAAAUUUGGUAUCAAACUGCCUCAGUUGGAAGGCCAGGGAGGGGGAGGAAAUGUUGAGUCAGCUAGUGGAGGCAUAAACAUACAGUCUCCAUCUGUUAGUGGCCAAGUCAGUUCACUAAAUAUUGAGGUCCCUAGUCCAGAUCUGAGGCACAGAGAAGGCAAAAUGAAGGUAAAGAUGCCAAAACUGUUUGGCAAAUCAAAAGCAAAGGGCAGUAGUGCAGGUGACCUUCGAGGACCAGACGUAGGAUUGAGUACAAGUGGAAAAGGGGAACUGAUGGGUGGAAAAUUAGAACUUGAGGGUGAUCCUGGGCUCAGUGUGUCAACUAAAGGCAAGUCAGCCUCACUCGAUCUAUUUAAGAAAUCAAGGCAUCGGUCUUCUUCUGAUGAGGGGGGGCUUGCAGUUAGUCCUCAUUCAGCUACCUUAGAAGCUGGGAGUGGUGACAUUUCAUUAGACCUAGGAGAAAGCAAGGUCAAAGGAAAGAAAGGCAAGUUGAAGUUUGGCACCUUUGGAGGUUUUGGUGCAAAGUCAAAGGGCUCAUAUGAAGUGUCACUUGGUGAGGAGGGUGAAGCAGGUGCAGGUGUUGCUCUAUCCUCGAGAAAAAAAUCAAGAUUGUCUUCAUCUUCCAGCAGUGACAGUGGUUCAAGAGGUGGUUUCAGGUUCCCAAGACUUGAACUAUCUGUUUCACCAAAAAAAUGAUUUAUGAGGUAAAUUAAACUCUCUCAUGUACUCCCAAAUAUACACUCCUAAUAUGGCAAAUUCUUCAAUCUAAAGAUAGAUCUUUAAAACCUAAGGGGACGUACACAGUCAUCUCAGUAUCGUUAACUAUGAGAAGUUAUUUUUUUUAGUAAUUAGACAGGAGUGCAUGAGAUUGUUUAAAAUCCCUUAUAACUGUAAAUAAGAUUAAUUUGUAUUGUAAUAAUAAUAUUGUUUUUUGUACAUAGUCCAGAUUUAUUGAACAUAUGCCAUCUCACCAAAUUUUCAUCAAGAGUUUAUUACAGGGUUGUCAUUUUGUCCUAUUUCAUUCUAUUAAAUGAAUGUUAUUAAUGAACGGGUGUGGUAUAUUUGUAUCCAGGGGUCUAUUGCACAGAACAGAUAGUUACAAUUGUUAUUUUGAAGGAAAAUGUUGUUUAUAAACCCAGACACAAAUAUAAACAGUUACCUUUUUUUUUAAUGUAUGAAAUGAUUUUAUUUUCGAGCUUUGAUAUUAUAUAACCAGUGUAGAAGCAUAUUUAGGCAACAUAGAGCUGGUCCUUUCUAACACAUUUUAAAGAGUACAGGUGUUGCAUUUAGCGUAAUUGCAAAGACAAUCACUGUUUGGAAACUACCAACUCUCUGAAGUGCUGUUCAUUUUUUUAAGAAAUUUUAUUCACCCUCUGAUUCUGUGUCAUUUACCAAAAACAUGCAUUGUUUCAUUUGCUUCCUAAUGUGUCUGUGUAAUUUUCAUUCUUACCUGUUUUAUGAUGCCCCUCUGUAUUUUAUUUGCUGUCACUCUCUCUUUGUACACACACCUUAUCAUAAUGUUAAAAAAAAAAAUCACAAAUAAACUGUCACUGUUUGAUUUCAGUAAAAUCUGUGUUGGUAGAGAGUUGCAUUGUUUAGAUCAGAUAUGAUGGAGAUAUAGCAUGAUUCUUUGGGUCUAUUCUUGUGUGUGUGUAUUCUGCCGGAUAAACUAAAUAAAAAGAUUUAUAGAAUUUAAAA
Molecule: messenger RNA, 21365 nt
Organism: Sebastes umbrosus (honeycomb rockfish)
Lineage: Eukaryota; Metazoa; Chordata; Actinopteri; Perciformes; Sebastidae
Gene: ahnak
Product: AHNAK nucleoprotein
Exons: 8
Coding region: 387-20363 (6658 amino acids)
Biological process (GO): regulation of RNA splicing
Cellular component (GO): nucleus; cytoplasm
Molecular function (GO): protein binding
Source: RefSeq, a predicted model, not a curated record